Messenger RNA from Penaeus chinensis, 1944 nucleotides. RefSeq names its product vegetative cell wall protein gp1-like. Bases 1 to 1944 code for a protein of 647 amino acids. The record is from RefSeq and is a predicted model, not a curated record. The transcript is spliced from 4 exons. Lineage: Eukaryota; Metazoa; Arthropoda; Malacostraca; Decapoda; Penaeidae.
AUGACCCUUGACUCCGCCCACUGCGACCCGAGCGGACUGCACAAGCUGCUUGAUUCCGUUCGUGUAGAAUUUUAUGCCUUCUUGCAGGGCUUACAUGCAACAUACAUGGAAAUCUCUCUCUCUCUCUCUCUCUCUCUCUCUCUCUCUCUCUCUCUCUCUCUCUCUCUCUCUCUCCCCUAUUAUCUCUUCCCACGCUCAUUCCCGCAUCUUCUCAUCUUCUCAGCUUCCCCCUCAUUACACAAACCUCAGACCACGCCAUCGUGUAUCUUCUUUCCACAUGAUUCAGGCACUCGUCGCCGUCGUCAACUUUGCCUUCGUCAUCGUCACUGUUUCCGUUCAUUUCUUUGUCCUUGGCCUUGUCUUCGUCGUCGUUAUCGUCGUCGUCGUCGUCCUCCUCCUCCUCCUUAUUCUUCAACUUCUCCUCCUUCUUCUCCUCCUCCUCCUCCUCCUCCUCCUCCUCCUCCUUCUCCUUCUCUUCAUCCUUCUCUUCAUCCUCCUCCUCCUCCUCCUCCUCCUCCUCCUCCUCCUCCUCCUUCUCCUUCUCUUCAUCCUUCUCUUCAUCCUCCUCUUCUUCUUCCUCCUCCUCCUCCUCCUCCUCCUCCUCCUCCUCCUCCUCCUCCUCCUCUUCCUCCUCCUCCUCCUCCUCUUCCUCCUCCUCCUCCCCCUCUUCCUCCUCCUCCUCCUCCUCUUCCUCCUCCUCCUCCUCCUCCUCCUCCUCUUCCUCCUCCUCCUCCUCCUCCUCCUCCUCCUCCUCCUCCUCCUCCUCCUCCUCUUCCUCCUCCUCCUCCUCCUCUUCCUCCUCCUCCUCCUCCUCCUCCUCCUCUUCCUCCUCCUCCUCCUCCUCCUCCUCCUCCUCCUCCUCCUCCUCCUCCUCCUCUUCCUCCUCCUCCUCCUCCUCUUCCUCCUCCUCCUCCUCCUCCUCCUCCUCCUCCUCCACCACCACAGCCUUUACCACCACAGCCUUCACCACCACAGCCUUCACCACCACAGCCCUCACCACCCCAGCCUUCACCACCCCAGCCUUCACCACCCCAGCCUUCACCACCCCAGCCUUCACCACCCCAGCCUUCACCACCACAGCCUUCACCACCACAGCCUUCACCACCACAGCCUUCACCACCACAGCCUUCACCACCACAGCCUUCACCACCACAGCCUUCACCACCCCAGCCUUCACCACCACAGCCUUCACCACCACAGCCUUCACCACCCCAGCCUUCACCACCACAGCCUUCACCACCCCAGCCUUCACCACCCCAGCCUUCACCACCCCAGCCUUCACCACCACAGCCUUCACCACCCCAGCCUUCACCACCACAGCCUUCACCACCCCAGCCUUCACCACCCCAGCCUUCACCACCACAGCCUUCACCACCACAGCCUUCACCACCACAGCCUUCACCACCACAGCCUUCACCACCCCAGCCUUCACCAUCCCAGCCUUCACCACCCCAGCCUUCACCACCACAGCCUUCACCACCCCAGCCUUCACCACCACAGCCUUCACCACCCCAGCCUUCACCACCACAGCCUUCACCACCACAGCCUUCACCACCCCAGCCUUCACUACCACAGCCUUCACCACCCCAGCCUUCACCACCACAGCCUUCACCACCACAGCCUUCACCACCACUCCGUCAGCCACAGGCGAUGAUGAUCACAGCAGGUCCUACGCUCUGUGAUCCUGCAACGUCAAGGACACGCGCAGGACAUCGACCUUCCCUCCACCACUCUUUCCCUCCCUCCCUUAGUCUUCCUUUUCCUUCUUCCCGUCUUUCCUUCCCUCUAUCUCUUCUUCAUACUUUCCUUCCCUCCUUGCAUUCGUCUCUCGUGUCCGGUCGUGUGACAGCAGUGCAUGACACGAGCAGCACAUUCCUCGUGCAUGGUCGCAGCUGCAUGACCGUCGCGCCAGACACCAUCGGGCGCGGAGAGCACAGAGGUUAG